Messenger RNA from Aureobasidium subglaciale EXF-2481, 1325 nucleotides. RefSeq lists its product as uncharacterized. Gene Ontology annotation, cellular component: nucleus. The transcript has 3 exons. NCBI's taxonomy places the organism in Eukaryota, Fungi, Ascomycota, Dothideomycetes, Dothideales, Saccotheciaceae. Gene Ontology annotation, biological process: regulation of transcription by RNA polymerase II. The record is from RefSeq and is a predicted model, not a curated record. Bases 472 to 1293 code for a protein of 273 amino acids.
GACUCACACACAAGACUCGUACAAAUGGCUUCCUUUUUAGAGUCCAACGAUUGUUCCAUGGCAAGUCGCAUCUCGGUGCUUCAGAUUACCUGCGCAACCCAUUCACAGCUGUGCCUGUAGAUCUGCUUUUCCGCACGACUGGUUGUACGAGGCCACGCUAACGUACUUAAGGAGUCAUUCGAAAGGCCAUACACCAGCCUUCAGGAUGAUGAAGAUCUGACCGAAGAUCCCCUAAGCGGCAUUCACGUAGAUCCAUCAAUCUAUAUCGGUUUGUCUGGGUCAAGUGGGCUUUCCCAAAUCAAUUACGAAUUCGCGAGCGGAGAAGCGUUCUUGUACAACGAAGAGCUUGUACAGCAACGUGUGGCCGAAAGUGCGUUUGCGGAGCCGUGGUCAGGAAUAAGCAGUCAGGCUAUCGGAUUUUCAAGCACUUCAACUCUAUCACAAACGAUCAUCGCAUCGCAGCCCGACUUGAUGCUUGUCCAAAAAGACGAGACGGAUUCUGGAUACGUAUCGUUGAACGGCAAAUCCUUGACAUGUCCUCAAUGCGGCAAAGCGUUCAAGAACAAAGCCGAAGAGAGAAAGCACUCUUCCACACACAGCCGACCUUUCAAGUGUCAUGUCAAGAACUGUACCAACACGAAAGGCUUUGCAACAUCAAACGACCUCGAGAGACACCAGAAGGACAUUCACCUGAUCCGGCCAAAGCAUGGGCCUCAGAAUUACUACAGAUGCGUGUUGCCGACGUGUUCCAAGCGGGACAAGAUAUGGUCUCGAAAAGACAACUUCAAAGCCCACAUUACUCGAAUGCACAAGAACAUGGGUAUCGACAUUGACCAUCUCAUCGCAAGGUCCGAGAUGACGCCUAGCCCAGCAGAGAUGGAACAACUGCGCCGCGCCAAGUGUGCUCAAACUUCGAACAAGAGCAAAGGCAAGCAGCGCACGACGAAGCAGAUGACGACGCCGCAGCACAGUGAGAUAGUCUCGGAGGCUGAUGCAGGCGAAUUAGCGAUUCCGCUGUGGCAGACGAACGUGUCAGACUACAUGGACGACAUGCCUCAGGAGGCGGCCGAGAUGACCAGGCCAGAGUACAGGAGAGGCAGAGUAGCGAGCAUGAACGUCUCCAACGUGGUCCCGAGGUUCUCCAAUGGGCAAGCACUCACUCAGUACGGAUACAGUGUGGUUGGUGGACGACACAAUAGCGUGGACGGAGCUUGGGACGAGGUGUCAGAUACGAGCUUUGCCUACUCACACGAGAGCUCUGCGUUUGGAGGAGGGACGAGCGAUUUUGGUUGACAGUCAGAUGAGGAUGUCGGAGUUUGCCUGUC